Molecule: messenger RNA, 2116 nt
Organism: Myzus persicae (green peach aphid)
Lineage: Eukaryota; Metazoa; Arthropoda; Insecta; Hemiptera; Aphididae
Product: aladin-like
Exons: 10
Coding region: 324-1817 (497 amino acids)
Biological process (GO): nucleocytoplasmic transport
Cellular component (GO): nuclear pore
Molecular function (GO): protein binding
Source: RefSeq, a predicted model, not a curated record
GCUUAGUGAAAAUUUUAUUACAAUAUAACCACAAUUAGAAUCCUGUAGUCUCCGAAACUACUGUACAGUUAAAUCUAAACGUUUCGUGAAUAAAGUUAUUUUUUUAUUUAUGUUUUUAUUGUUGUAUAGUGUUCGGUGUAUAGAAUAUUUCUCCGUUGUUUUAAAUUUUGAUAAGGAAACUCGUGAGUCGUGUUCAUAUAGUACAGUUAUCUGUACUGCGAGUUUGUUGUGCGAAUUGUUUAAGGAUAAACGCCGGUAUUUUAAUUUGUGGAUUUAAUAUCCUUGUUUUAUUAAUUUCCUGUACCGAAAAUAUAGGAUUUAAUAUGUGUUCUUUGAGAGAUUUUCCUGAACUACGGGAUUGCAGUCUCACGGAUAAGAACGCAUCCAUGGCAUUAGUCAUUAAAAGAGUGAAACCUGAGGCAAUUAAUUACCCAAAUAUUGUAAUCCAGUUGAAAGGAGAUCAAAAUCCUGAACCUUUAUUUUUACCAACUUCAGGACUAACAACAUUUCAACAAAUUUUAAGUAAAUUUUCGGAGGAAAACUUCUGGACUGCUUGUGAUGAACUAUCAAAAUAUUUUAAAAGAAAUCCGUGUAACCUAUCAGUUCUUAUGUAUCCAUUAGGAUUAAUUAUGAAAUUUUCUCCUCGUGCAAGUUUGAAGGGCUCUGAAAAUUUGGUGCUGACAGAUAUAAGUAGAACAAAAUUAUGGUCAUCAAGUGUAGUGCGUUGUAUGGCAUGGCAUCCGCAGGUAACUAAACUUGCUAUUGUUUCUUCCCAUGACAUUGUUUAUGUGUACAAUCGAAAAGGUUCUGAAGCAAAAAUAAAAAGGAAAUCUCAAAGUGCCAUUUUAUCAUUAGCUUGGAGGCCAUUAAGUAUUGGUACUUUAGCAGUGGGAUGUGAAAAAGGAAUUUUCAUCUGGACGAUUGAGUUUAGUAACAUACAUGUAAGACCAACUGUAAAUAAUGUUUGCAAAUUUGUCAGAGAUGAUCAUAGAUAUAUUACUGGAUUAUCAUGGAAUAAAAUGGGUGAUCUUUUAAUAUCCAGUGCAGUGACAUCUAAAACAAUGUAUAUUUGGAAUUAUCCUUUAGAAACCUGUGUUCCAUUGCGCAGCAUUAGUUCUGAUACUUUAAACUUUGUACAUUGGUCGCCUGAUAAUACAAAAGUGUUUUCUUGUUCAACUAAUGAAACAUUUAGAAUUUGGUCCACUGAUAACUGGACCUCAGAUAAGUGGUCUUUGAAUAACCGGUCUAGAGUGCAAUGUGCAUGUUGGUCACCUUGCAGUUUAGUUUUAUUAUUUGCAACUGAUUCUUGUUCGGUUAUAAAUGCUAUUGACUUCCGAAAAUCAGAUGUGUUCAAUGGAUCAAGGAAUUACAAAAAAGUUGCAUGGCCUAUAAUUGACAUCAAAAGUGAAUGUAUAAAUGAUAAAGUAAUUGGUGGAACACUUUCUGACAUGUGCUGGGAUCAAAACGCUCAACGUUUAGCUAUAACUUUCAAAAAUAGUGGAUCUUUAGUUGUAUUUCAAACUGCUAUAAGUGAUGCCGUUGUUGAUUGUAUUCCAUUUUGUAUUAUUCAAGGACGGCUUGACGAAGAACCUUCUGCAAUUGCAUUCCAACCAACUUAUGAAAAGGGGUCUUUAUUAACAAUUGGUUGGUCUAACGGUAAUAUUGAAUAUGUACCAUUUGAAUACACUUCUAAGCCAAAACAUGAACCUGAAAUAUUUGGAACAAAUUUGUUUGGUGUAAACAACAAUAAAAGUAUAUCUGGCCUACCUAGUAUGUCAACUACUACUAAUUCACUAAUUGAAUAUUUGUUAAACUAAUUAGAAAUGUGUGGUUUCUUUUUCUUAAUGUUUCUACAAUUUUUGUAAUUUUAAUCUCAAGUUUAAUAGUAAAUUAACCAUUAUAACACAAUUUCAAUGCUGAUAAAAUAUUUUAAUUGUAACUAUGCAAAAAAAAAAAAAUAUUUAUAUUGAAAUUUAUUUUAACGAAAUCUAUGUAUCAAUUUUAUUUAAUGAGAUUAUGCAAACCUAUUCAUUAUCUUAAAUAAGAAUUAAAACUUAAUAUUCAUUUCAAGACAUACUGGUUAGGAAAAAAUGUUUUACCUGUUUGUGUAUAUCUU